Messenger RNA from Paramormyrops kingsleyae, 2358 nucleotides. Its product is annotated as ras-related C3 botulinum toxin substrate 1. Gene Ontology annotation, molecular function: GTP binding; GTPase activity. Lineage: Eukaryota; Metazoa; Chordata; Actinopteri; Osteoglossiformes; Mormyridae. The record is from RefSeq and is a predicted model, not a curated record. Gene Ontology annotation, biological process: small GTPase-mediated signal transduction.
ACUGGGAGCUGCAGUUUCCGUCGUCUGGAUCGCUGUUUUUUUAAUCCGGACUGUUUUUUGGGGUGGUGGCUGUGCGCUUUCCAAUCUCAAACCACUCCUAAGUUAUUGUCGAGGUGUUAUUUCAGAGCCAAGACUUACUAGACUUUAGUUUUUAAACGCCUCGUGAAGUAAGCUAGUUUCCAGACUAGCGAAGGACAACUGCGUCCGACUUCUGCCAAGAGUUUCUUUUUUUGAGGGAAAAUAAGUUCGCACAAAGAGCCUUAAAAACCUGCGCCCCUUCGGCAACUCUCCACCAAGUUUCCGGCUAACACGGACCGAUGCAGGCCAUAAAGUGUGUGGUUGUGGGAGACGGGGCUGUGGGAAAAACAUGUCUACUCAUCAGCUACACUACCAAUGCCUUUCCUGGAGAAUACAUCCCCACUGUGUUCGAUAACUACUCCGCCAAUGUGAUGGUGGACGGCAAACCUGUCAACCUGGGAUUGUGGGAUACUGCUGGCCAGGAAGACUAUGACAGACUCCGCCCCCUCUCCUACCCCCAGACGGAUGUGUUCCUGAUCUGCUUUUCUCUCGUGAGCCCCGCAUCCUUUGAAAAUGUGCGAGCCAAGUGGUACCCCGAAGUCAGACAUCACUGCCCCAACACUCCCAUAAUUCUCGUGGGCACCAAGCUCGACCUGAGGGACGACAAGGACACUAUUGAGAAACUGAAGGAGAAGAAGUUGACCCCCAUCACGUACCCACAGGGCCUGGCGAUGGCCAAGGAGAUAGGUGCAGUGAAAUACCUGGAGUGCUCAGCGCUGACGCAGAGGGGACUGAAGACGGUGUUUGAUGAGGCCAUUCGUGCCGUGCUUUGUCCCCCCCCCAUCAAGAAGAGGAAGAGGAAAUGCUUGUUACUCUAAGGCCCCGUGAAUACAUACCUGCACUUGCAGGAUGGGGACAGACAGACAGGCCAUGUUCGCUUAUUGUAACUAGUACUACUCGGUACUUACAAUAAAUAGAUUUUACCACACGCAUAAAAUCUUAGCUAGACUGUACUGUUAGCUCUAGGAAUGGAUAUGAUGAAAGACCUGCCCUCUUUUUCUUUAAACUUCACUAAAGACUACAGAAAUUCCAGCGGCCUUCUAAAAACUACACUAACUUGUAAACUUCUAGACUGUAAACUGAAUGUUCUUUAACCUCAUUUUUAUUUCCUGUAAGAGGAUAUAUAUUGUUUAAACACUUCAGUUGUUGAGUCAAGGUGUUGCCAAAAUCCAGAAUCAAGAUCAAGCUAUAAUUCUAAGCAGAUAUAGUCUGUAUUUCCUCUUCCCCGAUUUCUUUGUUUACAUUUCUGUGAAGUCGAAGUAAUAGCCUGUGAUUUUGAAGGCAAUGGUUUCCUGGGGAAAAAUGAAACUACAACCAAAUUGAUUGUGUAGAACUUGCUGUGACAUUUGCUUUUAAAUUGGUACCACAAAAUACUAAAGACUCCCUUUGUCACAGAACAUACGGUGAAGACAAUAUGAAUAGAAAUGCAAUCUGUACUUGGGAACGGAUUUCAUUUAUGUACCAUAAUUGUGUCCAUUAUACCUGAAUGAUCGGAGUUGGUUUCUAGGGAAAUGGCAUGUUCUAGCAGUGUUUUACAAAGAGCUUCCCCAUAUGUCAUGGGGUAACUGUGAGAAGAAAUGGCAGACAUGCAUAUACUUAAGAUGCACCAGCUCUCUCAUACACCAAACUCCAGCCACCUAGUCCCAGGAUGUGUUAUUUACCUUUUUUCCAUAUUCGGGACUGAAAGUCUUGGAUAAUUACAGUAACUGUUCAGUAGUCCAGUAACUUUCAAAUUUUUUUAUCAACAUUUUCCAAAUGUGAUGCGUGAUUUAGGGUAACUUCAAUUGUUUGUAUACCAACCUUUCAGAAAUGGUAACGCUAACCACUGCAAUGUCGCUCCCAGGGUUGGGUCAGUAUCUACACAACACUCAUGGUCUGUUUUACCAUGGCUGUUUUGAUCAUAUUUUUAAUCAACGAAGUUAUACAUCACUGUAUUUUAACUAACAUUAUGAAUAUUCCUCAUUACCUCUUAAUGCAAAUAACUUUACUUAAAGCUGUAUAGCUUUUAAAAACUGCUAAAAUUACAGUAUGCAAUGUACUUCACUUACUGACUGGUAGAAUUUAGUAAAUCUGAAAUGUUUAUCUUCCGUUAAACACUUGGUUGGCACAGCCUGACGUGCGAAAGUAAUUUGUUUGCGCUCAGGCAUUCAGCUGUCUGUGUUCAGGAAAAAUACAGAUGCUUUUCGUAUGACCUUGGCUUUCUGGGUAAAUUUGUUUCUUUUUUCACUUUUUUUUUUUGCUGAAUUAAAGAGUAAGCCAAUAAAUUUGAAUAAAACAAGA